This is a messenger RNA of Trichophyton rubrum CBS 118892, 897 nucleotides long. RefSeq lists its product as uncharacterized. Gene Ontology annotation, biological process: biosynthetic process. The record is from RefSeq and is a predicted model, not a curated record. NCBI's taxonomy places the organism in Eukaryota, Fungi, Ascomycota, Eurotiomycetes, Onygenales, Arthrodermataceae. The transcript has 3 exons. The coding region runs from base 1 to 897 and encodes 298 amino acids.
AUGGACAUUGAUCUCUGCUUUACCGUCGUUCAGCCGGCGCCCGACGGCUACGAGUCUGCUGUUCCCUUGGUCCUGAUCCACGACGGCGGCGGGACAAGCGUCAACUACUACUACCUGCACUCCCUCGACCGCGCUGUCUACGCCAUCCAAAACCCCAGUUUCUACUCCGGCGAGCCCUGGGAGGACGGCAUUCCCGAGAUGGGAGCGACCUAUGCGCGUCUCAUCCGAUCUCAUGUCCCGGCGGGCCCGAUAUUGCUAGGAGGCUGGUCUCUGGGUGGCAUGAUCUCUCUGGAAAUCGCCAGCAUAUUCUCGAGACAGUCCUCCGAGUUGCGGGUGCUCGGCAUCGUGAUGAUUGACAGCGUGUACCCUCUUGCCCCGAAGCCAGCAGGCCGAACGAUCGUCCCGCACAAGCUGCAGUUUGGAAAAUUUACAAAGCCAGAGACACAACGGCUGUCUUCCAACUGUAUGGCCCAAGCCGUUGAAAUGGCGCAAACCUGGACGAUGCCCGUUUGGCGAGGCUGCACUGACGAAACGGAGUAUAUCCGUCGAGCGGCGUUUGAAAAGGAGCUGUCUCGGAAGAUGAAGACGAACCAUCCCGAGUCUGAAGAGCACAAUGAAAUCCCGAUGAGGGAUCUUGCCGCCUUACCACAGGCAAUCCUCCUCCGUUGCAAUGAGACGGUUCCGGUUUCUACACCAGAAGACCCUACUGCAAUAUGUCGCGUUGACGUGGCUCGCGACUCGGAGAAGCUCGGCUGGGAACAGUACGGCUACGACUUUAUCUCAGCCGUCCUCCAGAUUCCUGGCCAUCAUUUCAAUAUAUUCUCUGAUGAAUAUCUUGAUGAUCUCACAUCCCGAAUCAAAGUGGCUUGCAGGAUGUUAGAAAGAACUAAUAUCUAA